This is a messenger RNA of Aedes aegypti (yellow fever mosquito), 1692 nucleotides long. RefSeq lists its product as uncharacterized. The transcript has 2 exons. The record is from RefSeq and is a predicted model, not a curated record. Bases 170 to 1150 code for a protein of 326 amino acids. NCBI's taxonomy places the organism in Eukaryota, Metazoa, Arthropoda, Insecta, Diptera, Culicidae.
CAAUCUAUCUUUUUAUUUUGAUUUAACUUCAUGCAGUUGCAGCAAGAACAAAAAAAGUUUUGCAGUGAGAAAAGUAGAGAGCUCGAAAAAAUAAAAUAAAAUAAAUGAUGAAAUUUUGCUGAUAGCCCAUUUAUUCUUAAUUUGGCCUUCUUGAUAGAGAGCAACGACGAUGCAAGUAUUUUACUUCAAAGCAUUACUCUUAGUGCAGAUUUUGCAUGAGAUUCGAGGAUCGACCAAUACGCCAUAUCGUAUUUAUGAAAUGGUACCGGAAGGGAUCUGUAAGUCUCGGCGGCUUCCCCUGUUUGAUAAUUUGCUUACCCAAACGGAUCCUAUACAAUUAAAAAACCCUGAGAGGGGCGCUAUUUUCCGGCAAACCUGGAAUUCAUCAUCUUUCAAGAGGUUUGGCGAUUGCAAGUUUUACUUGCAGGCACCUCCAAGUAUGGGUCUAUACCUGACCGUUAGUAUUGCAAAACUAAGAAAGAAUAGUCGUGGCCAUUGUAUUGAUAGUAUUGUGGUCAAGAAAAGCAACGAAAAAAAAUACGCAUUUUGCGAUGCAAUGGAUGAUGACGAUGAGCUGAAAGUGUAUGCCGAUGAUCAUGGGAAAAUGCGAGUGACUGUAAACUUGGAUACCGGUUUGGCCUUGCCAACUCUGGACGAUACGCUGGAGGUCCAGUUUAUUGCAACUGUUAAACGGGAUUGCAACAGCCUAGAAGGAUAUUCACCAUGCGAAGAUGAUGAGGAUGAUUCCUGUAUUUACAAAGAUUUUUUCGAAGAUGGAUAUGUAAACUGUCCUGAGUGUACUGAUGAGAAAGGUUGCUUCAAAGAGUCAGAGCAAGUUCAGAUUAUGAAUCCUUCCAAUGUUUUUCUGAGUGCAAUCAUAUCCCUGUUGGGAACUACGAUUGUAUUCGGGGGUUGUCUUUGGUGCCUCUAUAGAUACCGAAAUUGCAUUGGCAAUUGCAAUAGCAACAGUGCAGAUACAGCACGCAAUAAUCAAAAUACGAGAACUGUGGCAGCGGAGCAAAUUCAAGUAGAACUGCAGUCUUCUGGAAACGAUAUUCAGCCUUCUGCGCCACCCGACUACGACAAAGACCUGCCACCUACUUAUGAAUCUUUGUUUCCGGUAAACCCAUCGGGUAGAACCAGCCCCUAACCAGUCAAGAUAGACAAUUGAUUUGCUAUACUUGAGUUUGUUGUUUAGAUUAACUUGUAUUAUUGGUUUUAAAUUAAAUAUAAUUAGUAGAUACAACGUGAAUGGGGAGAUACACUGUCGCACCUGAAAAUAAGGGUAAACUCAUGCCACGUCUCGUAAAAAACGAAUGAACUGAACAACAUAAUGUAAUUGAUUCGUAAUCUUUUGCAUUUGAUAGUGUAACUUUUAUACUAGUUUUAAGUGCUCGAACGUAUUCACAUUUAGAUCUGUGUACACAAGAAACAAUAAUAAUACAAUACGGUGAAUGUAUUACGAAAUCUUUUAAACAAUGGCCGUUUAAUUAAUUUUAGUUAUUUAUUAUUAAAUUCUGUCAUUUCCCCCGAGUCAAGCCCAAAUAUGUAGGUAGAAUUACGACAAACGGAGAACGUUCUAGUGUUUUUUAUUGUAACAAACAGAAAACGUAAACGCAUAACCAAUUCACAAAUGCUAUUGAAUGUACAUAUUGAAACUGUAUGUUGGAAUAUAUGCAUUUCCAAAUUUUA